AUGGCCUGUGUCCCACUUAUGACAAUAGAGGGCGUUCUUGUUGUGUCCCCUGGAUACAGCGUAAUCUGCCGAAUGCACGGGUACACAGGAGACGCUUCAGCCUCGCAGGAACCAAGGACCUCACAGGACCCUAUCUGGGACGUCCUUCUGGACUGCACUGGCCACGAAACCCGCCUGCACCAGUGCCGUUUAAAGAUCCCUGACGAGGAAUGUACUUCUGUCGCUUUCGUCACUUGUUCCAGAAGGAGGGGAGGAAUAGACGCCCAGCUGAGAUCGGCUCUGCCCUCCAGCUGCGGCCUGGUUGAAAAUUCUUCAGAUCUGUACAUUGGGUUCCUGGCCAAAAUAAGAGGGGGAACAACGCCCUCUCAGUUCGACUACCCGUGGAAGGUGACACUGCGCCUGAGGAAGGAGCUUGAGGAUGGAGGAAGCCUUGUGUGUGGUGGAUCAAUUAUCUCCGAAGACCUGGUACUGACGGCGGCCCACUGCUUUGGGCAAAACAGCGAACUAGCCAUGGUGGUCAGGACGGGAGAUUACGACGCCGCCUACGUCGAAGGAAGCUUUGAAGAGGAGUUCGGUAUCGAUAAGGUCUGGAUCCACGAGCAGUACGAAGACACACACUUCCAGGACAAUGACAUCGCUCUCGUCAGAAUAGAACGCAGAUGGGGGCGUGGCUUCAGGUUCAACAAGCGCGUGCGUCCUGUGUGCUUGCCGAGUUCUGACGCUUCCUAUGAAGAAAUUAGCGACUGUUCGGUUACUGGCUGGGGAAGGACCAUGAUUUUCACAAAUCCGACCCAGAGACCUAGAAAACUGGAGGUCGAGGUCUUCUCCGACUCUUUGUGUGAGGUCUACUUCGGAACAUACAACUAUUCUUCUUCUUCUGUGUGCGUCGGGACCGAAAACCCUUUCUUGAGGCGGCCCUGUUCAGGAGACUCAGGAGGAGCUCUGGUCUGCAAAACGGGUAACCGGGACGUCCUUUACGGCAUGGUGUCUGCGGGGCCCCUGUGUGGGAUUUUGUCCUUCAGCCCAGAUGUCUUCACGAGGGUUACGAAGUACAUGCGGUGGAUUCAGGAGAAAAUCGCUCCUUUUGGAUACCAACCGAACCAAGAGCGCGUUGAAAAUGUAUCGAAACAUCUCACUUACAUCAGACGACAAACCUUUACUUCUUAUUAUCUGCACCAACACAUUCCCUUCUACCAACCUGAAUGCAACAUUGCAAAUGACAUCUACAGCAACACAUUCCCUAAACAAUACACAGGCAGAGAGACAAAAUCGGACACCCAAUGUUGUCAAGAAGUGGAACUAGCAAUCAAGCAUAUUAGAUUUGCUGACAGAGACAGCGUCACAGCUCGAGACUACCUUCAAGCUAAAUUCAGGAACCGCUAA
Penaeus indicus is the source of this 1383-nucleotide messenger RNA. RefSeq names its product phenoloxidase-activating factor 3-like. The transcript has 9 exons. The coding region runs from base 1 to 1383 and encodes 460 amino acids. Gene Ontology annotation, molecular function: serine-type endopeptidase activity. The record is from RefSeq and is a predicted model, not a curated record. Lineage: Eukaryota; Metazoa; Arthropoda; Malacostraca; Decapoda; Penaeidae. Gene Ontology annotation, cellular component: membrane. Gene Ontology annotation, biological process: proteolysis.